Labrus bergylta (ballan wrasse) is the source of this 1785-nucleotide messenger RNA. RefSeq lists its product as uncharacterized. The record is from RefSeq and is a predicted model, not a curated record. NCBI's taxonomy places the organism in Eukaryota, Metazoa, Chordata, Actinopteri, Labriformes, Labridae.
GAAGUGCAGCCCUUGAAGUUUCGAGGAAACGCUCUACCUCCAUCCCGCUGGAUUUCAUCGCCUUGCUCCGGACCUUUGUUCAACAUGUCUCACAGGAGGUGCUCGAUUGUCGGUUGCAGAGAGAAGUCAAAUUUGUUUUCCUUACCUAAAGAUGAGAGCACCAGAAAACGCUGGGAAGAUUUCCUCAUGUCUGUUUGCACCAAACCACGCUUUCUCUUCAGCGGUCCAACAUGUGCACAGUCCAGCUUGUUUGUCUGUGCACGGCACUUCACGGAAGACUCUUUCGACAACAAAGUCCAGUAUUCAGCAGGAUAUUCGGCUAAACUGAGGCUGAAGAGUGGGGCUUUUCCAUCGCUGAACAAUGCACUCACAGAAGAGCCAGACGAGGAAGAUCUUUCAUCGGAGGAGCUGCCCUUGACCUGCGUUAAAACAGAGGACAACCCCAGUCAAAUACUAUCUUGGCCUCAACGUACAGCCUGUGUUGCCACGCAGACCUCCUACCUGAUGGUUUCUGUUGGCACACAACGUAACUACAUUCCUUCCACAAAAACCGCUGGGACGCAGUCCUCCGUUAUGAUGUUGUCUAUUGGAACACAGUGCAGCAUGAAAAGCUCCGCGAAACCUGCUGCCACACAGUCGUUUUGUAAAAGAUCGACAAACAUGAGAAGAAAAGGCACCCAGGACAGAGUUCACUGCAAAAGUGAUCGCAAGUGCAGCACCGAACAGGACGGAGAGAUUCAACAGCCAUCAUCAUCCGUAGAGGCUCCGGCACCUUUACUGGAUGUCGGAUCAGCUAAGAGACUACGUGUUGAAAAUCUGAAGGAGGAGGAGGAAGAAUACGAAAUUAUUUCUGAUACGCCGCAGCCUGGGGACUCUUUGACAGAGCCAGUUGAAACUAGAAAGUCAAAUUCCACAAGAAGGUUUGAUGAGCAAGAGUGCAUCGUGUUCGAGAGCUGCCUCAGAGACCUCUUCCAGACCUGUCCUGUGUGCGAGCAGCACUGUGAGAUGCUGCAGGAGACACUGGGGACUUCUGUGUCCUUCAGUCAGCAGUGCCAUACCUGUCUGUUUAGCAGAAAGUGGCAGAGCGAGACAGUCGCAAGGAGUGAGGUAACAGAUAACAGCUGAUCUGGGACGCAUGUGAUCCAUGGACUGAUGUAUGAAUAUGUUGUAAACUCAACUCGCUGCCAAUUCAUCCCUGUGCAGAGUCGCAUUGAAAAGAGACUAUACAGAUGUUUUUGUUGACUCAAAAGGCCAAUGAUUACAGGCAUGUAAUCAUUGAAGACGACGGGUUUGGAAAUAACAAAGAGACAAAUUGGUUGAAUAUUGGCUGCUACAACACUGGGUAGUGAAGUUAGUGUAUGGUUGGGUGUUUGCCGUUCCUUACAUUUUGUAAACCUCAAAGUUACUGUACUGUGAUAAUAUGACUGCAUACAAAGUGCCACAGGAAUCUGAUCUACAAAUGUUAAGACAGUUAAGUCUUAUAUUAACAUUGUAAUUACAAUUGUUGCACAGAUUAGUGUUUGGCAACUUUUUUAUUAAACGUUCCUCGAACUCCUCUCAUAUAUCUGCAUAUAUUUCAAAAGGAUCAGUUGGCAGUUGCCCUUGACAAUAAUCAGUCAUAUUAAAACAACUCUGUUCUCCAGUGCUGCGUUUCAUCCACAAACUGAAGGAAUAAGCCCGACAUGAAUCCCUGUUCUUCUGUUUCACAACAUAAAGAUAAAGAUAAAGAUAAACUUUAUUGAGCCCCCGUGGGGGAAAUUUGUGCAUUACAGCAGCUCCAGAAAA